Molecule: messenger RNA, 1314 nt
Organism: Auxenochlorella protothecoides
Lineage: Eukaryota; Viridiplantae; Chlorophyta; Trebouxiophyceae; Chlorellales; Chlorellaceae
Product: 60S ribosomal protein L15
Exons: 10
Coding region: 1-1314 (437 amino acids)
Biological process (GO): cytoplasmic translation
Cellular component (GO): cytosolic large ribosomal subunit; ribosome
Molecular function (GO): RNA binding; structural constituent of ribosome
Source: RefSeq, a predicted model, not a curated record
AUGGGUGCCUACAAGUACAUUGAGGAGCUUUGGAAGAAGAAGCAGUCCGAUGUGCUGCGCUUCUUGCUGCGCGUCCGCUGCUGGGAGUACCGCCAGCUCCCGAGCAUCGUGCGCCUGACGGGACCUACCCGGCCCGACAAGGCACGCCGCAUGGGCUACAAGGCCAAGCAGGGAUACGUCGUCUACCGCGUGCGCGUGCGCCGUGGUGGCCGCAAGAAGCCCGUCCCCAAGGGAAUCGUGUACGGCAAGCCCGUGAACCAGGGUAUCACCCAGCUGAAGCCCACCCGCAACCUGGCCAACCUGGCCGAGGAGCGUGUCGGCCGCAAGUGCGGUGGACUGCGCGUGCUGAACUCCUACUGGGUGAACCAGGACGCAGUCUACAAGUACUUUGAGGUCAUCCUGGUGGACCCCUUCCACAAGGCCAUCCGCAACGAUGCCCGCAUCAACUGGAUCGCCAACCCCGUCCACAAGCACCGCGAGCUGCGCGGCCUGACCAGCGCUGGCAAGAAGUACCGCGGCCUGACCGGCAAGGGGCACCUGCACACCAAGAACAGGCCCAGUCGGCGCGCCGUCUGGAAAAAGAACAACCGUGUGUCUCUGCGGAGGACCAUACAAUGCACGGUCCUGAACGGCGUCGUCUUCCUGGGCAGCGUCCUCCUGGUCCGCCACGGGCUGCAGCCGCUGCUGGCGACCACCCUGUCUGCCCUGCUGGGCCAGGGCCCCGGCUCCGCGGCCACCUCGCUGCUCAUGGGGGCAUACGGCGCGCUGUGGGUGCUGCCCGCCCACGUCGUGAGCCUGCUGAUCAACACGCUGUGGUACGCUGAGCUGGCGGAGCUCACCAUUGCCGCGGGCCAGCGCCAGGCCCUGGUGCGGCGGGCCGAGAGGCUGGGCGAGGGCCUGAGCGCGCGGCGCUCGCCCAUCAAGGCCAGGAUCCCCGACCCCAUGACCCUCAUCUCCGAAUCGGUGUACCGCAUCCUCCUCCUCUGCUCCAUCUCCCUGCAAACCUUUGUGCUGGAUCUCCUUCCCGUCAUAGGGCGGGCGACCAGCGCGGCCCUGAUGGCCUGGCUCUACGCCCUCUACUCAUUCGACUACAAGUGGGCGGCUCAUGGCAUCCCGCUCAUCACCCGCGUUUCUUUCUUCGAGACGCACUGGGCCUACUUUGCAGGGUUUGGCCUGCUCCCCAUCCUGCCGGUCCUGCUGACCAGCUUCUUCAUAGGUUCCGCCGUCGUGGGUGUGGCCUUCCCCCUCUUCAUCAUCUUGGCUGCGGAUGCCAACCCCAAAGCGCGGCAAGCGGAGGGUGAGUAUGCCACCUGA